Perkinsus marinus ATCC 50983 is the source of this 1125-nucleotide messenger RNA. RefSeq lists its product as hypothetical. NCBI's taxonomy places the organism in Eukaryota, Perkinsozoa, Perkinsida, Perkinsidae. The annotation marks the transcript as partial. The record is from RefSeq and is a predicted model, not a curated record. The transcript has 3 exons.
AGUUGGUUUGUUCUGCGUUAUGGAGUCGAUUGUCGACUCGCUCGCCCUUGUUAUUACAUCGGACGGUUGUGAUGAUGAACAUGGUGGGAAGGAGAAGACAUGUUGCUGCUCCUGCCGAGAUUCUAGUGCUCGUGAAUCGCCAUCACCCAGUGACUUGUCAGUCAGCCCAUCUUGUGGAGCUACACCAGCUGUAUCGCGUCGUUCUCAUCCGGUCGUGGCGGUGGAGACCCCACCGCCGGUUUGUAUGUAUAGAGCUACCGUGGAGGAGGUUGAAGCUGUCAAGAGAUGCAUUAUUGCAUAUUAUAAACUUCAACGUAUUCGAGGGCAGCAACCAACAAGAGCAACGAUGAACUGUAUCAAUAGCUUGCGAAGAUCAUUAGAUCUCCACAAGCGCCCUUCGCCGUCGCGUAUAGAUACUGUUGGGAGUAACAGCGGGAAACCUCCUAGGUCUCCUCCACGCACAACAUCUGGACAGAAAAUGCUGUCGCCGAAACCACCACGUGUCACCACCAACGCACCUGUGUCACCACCUGGGUAGUAAUUUUCCAUUGUGAAGAUGGUGGUGACAACUGCAGCGACAACUAUCGAAGAUAUUACUUUGCGACUUUCUCGGGGCUUUUUCUAUACUACCAACGAACGACGCCUUUUUCCUCAUUUCGAGUUCUGUCAAGAUCAAAGAGAAGAGCUGAUCUGUCGGCCUGAGGUUGAUAAGGCGAGUCGAGGUAUACUUGUCGUGAAACUACGUUGAUUAAUGUCCCGAGGGGAAUACAUGUUAUAUCGAAUUAUUUCGUUUUUUUUGGAAAUCUUAUUUUUAGAUGUUUUUUGGCCCCACGUUGUUGUCCGUAGUAUGUUUUAGCGGGUAUAUACUUUUCACGAUUUUUUCUAAUAACGCUCACAUAUGUGUCAACGAGAUGAUGUUUUUCUGGUAAUAGGAGAACUCGCCGCGAAGUAGAAUAUAUUUUUUCGAGGACUCCUUCACUAUUGCUACGACUCCGGGUCUUUGUUGCUGUCAUCCUAUGAUGCAUCGCUCCGCCGUUUUUGUUAGUCAGGCGAACGCCUGUUUCUAUCAAGGUUGUGUGGACCGUGAUAGAGCAUAACUGUGAUAUCGAUUCCGCAUGCGGCGGU